AUGUUGUCCCCGAAAGCCACCGCUCUCUUCAACCUAGUCCUCCUGGCCUCUGCAGCCCCUGGGAAGCGCCAGUCCACUGGCACCGGAUCUUGUACCGACCUGCACCUCUUCAUCGGCCGAGGAUGGAAUGAGGGAUACCCGGGCCGUCAUCAGUCCCUCAUUGACGCCACCUGCAGCGGCCUUACUAGCUGCGACUACGAAGACAUCCGGUUCGAUGCUACCAACGCCGACGGCUACGCUAGAGCGGUUGAGCAGGGCCGGGCCUCGGGCGUCUCUCAGAUCAGGGCCUACGUCACAAAGUGCCCCAACUCGAAGAUCGUCGUGAGCGGUUACAGCGAGGGCGCCAACGUUGUUGCUGACAUCCUGGCCGAUUCCGGACUUGCCCCCGGAGCUUCUCCUGGAAGCAAGAUCUGCGCCGCUACUCUUUUCGGUGAUACGACGCACGCUGCCAGCCAGAGCUACAACGUUGGAGGCGGAGCAGCCUACCGCGGCUCAAUGGCCCGAUCCGGCUCGUCCUUGCGCAACAUGAACCAGUUCGCCGGCGUCUUGCGCUCCUGGUGCAACGGCGAUGAUCCUGUCUGCGCGUCCAACUCGGGCAGUGACGGCGGCGAGGCAGCCCACACCAACUACUUCCAGCUGUACUCCAACGAUGCCGCCGCCUUCAUCAAGGAGAAGUGCCCCGUCCCCACCGCGACAGCUACCUCCACUGUCCCUGCCCCCACCGCGACCGGCUCUGUCUGUGUUGACGGCACGGUCAAGUCCGGUUUGUCGGACAACUAUAUUGGUCUCUGCAGCUUCUCGUGCUCCAACGGAUACUGCCCCGACGGUGUGUGCCAAUGCUCCACCUUCGGCCAGCCGACGACGCCACCCGCCGGCGACGGCCGCGAUGGCUGCCCUGCCGAUGGGCUGGACGAGAGCUACAAGGGGCUUUGCAGCUUCAGCUGCAGCCACGGCUACUGCCCGGAUGGUGCCUGCAAGUACUGCUGA
Molecule: messenger RNA, 987 nt
Organism: Colletotrichum graminicola M1.001
Lineage: Eukaryota; Fungi; Ascomycota; Sordariomycetes; Glomerellales; Glomerellaceae
Product: cutinase
Exons: 2
Coding region: 1-987 (328 amino acids)
Molecular function (GO): hydrolase activity
Source: RefSeq, a predicted model, not a curated record